AUGGGUCGCGAACUCCAGAAAAAGAAGAACAAGUCUUCCAUCCCCCGGAAGCGCCAGAAUGGUCCCUCCAAGAAGAAGAUUCUGCAGAAUCCCAUCAUCGCAAAGCACUGGAACCAGAAAGAAACCCUCGCACAAAACUACCGCCGUCUCGGCCUAACAGCGCGCCUCAACCACGCAACCGGUGGCACAGAAAAGACCAUCGCCCUCCUCGGCCUCAACGACGAGAAAUCCUCGCGCGCAGACACCGCCGCAAACAGCACAGCCGACGCCCUGAACAUUGUCUCCAAAGCGAAGAAGCCCGAGAACAUCCCCACCGAGGAGAUUGAAGUCGAGCGCGACCCUGAAACGGGUGCCAUUCUCCGCGUAACAGGCACAUUUGCAUCCGAGAAGAGGGACAACCCCUUGAACGACCCGCUCAACGACAUCGAGGACGACAAUGAGGGAGAAGAGUGGAACGGCUUUGCCAUGGUACCGGAGCGACCGGACGAGGCGCAGAACCCAGUCAUCAAGGAGCUGGAGGAGGCGGCCUUGAACGGGGCCAAGAAGGCGCCGAGGGGUCAGAGUCAGAGGGAGCAGGAGUGGGUGGAGAGGUUAGUCAGUAAAUACGGAGAAGACUAUGCCAAGAUGGCGAGGGAUCGCAAGCUCAAUCCCAUGCAGCAGACUGCCGCUGAUAUCAGAAAGAGGGUGCAGAAAUGGCAAAAGCAGCAGGGGAAGCCUUGGACUGGAGCCUAG
Alternaria postmessia is the source of this 732-nucleotide messenger RNA. RefSeq names its product Nucleolar protein 16 (gene NOP16). The record is from RefSeq and is a predicted model, not a curated record. Bases 1 to 732 code for a protein of 243 amino acids. Gene Ontology annotation, cellular component: nucleolus. The transcript is spliced from 2 exons. Lineage: Eukaryota; Fungi; Ascomycota; Dothideomycetes; Pleosporales; Pleosporaceae. Gene Ontology annotation, biological process: ribosomal large subunit biogenesis.